AUGAAUGUGAUCGGGGAAUCAGUUCAGACGCGGUCUGGUAGGGACGAAAUUGGACCUGUGGCAUCCGGUCGCGUACCGCCACCUGAAGCAAGCGUACUGAGGAACGGUCUGACUAGAUCUAAAGCUCAUAUGGUGCAAGCUGUAACAAAAUCUGUUAUGCUUGAUGAUGACCAAGAGAUGAUUGAAAGGAAAUUGAAGCGGCUGUCUCAAGAGAAAAGUUUGUUUGAUCGCAAAACGAGUAAGAUUCAAUUUCUAAUGUGCAAAGUGCUAUUGAUGAUCAUGUACCUUAUCUAUGGGUUUUACCGAUACUUCCAGUAUGAAUACAAUAGAAUGAAGUUAAAGCUACUGAAUAUAAUGUACAACCCAUCGAACACGCCUCAACUGAUUCGUCAGGAUGUCAAUAAGUUGAAAAAAAUACCCAAACGAUUGGCUGCAAUCCUAGAGAUGAAAUCUGCGAGCUAUGUGGGAGGUGGAGUGAAAGGAUUGAUGAAUGAUGGGAGUGAGUUAGUAUGUUGGACCGUGUCUGCUGGAAUCAAACAUCUGAUACUGUACGAUUAUGAUGGAGUACUCAAGAACAACGUACAGGAUUUUAGAAAAGAGAUACGCGCCAAGCUUGGAAAAUACUAUGGUCCCUCCAAUGUCCCAAAAUAUGCAAUCAGAAUCCCCCACUUGAACAAAAUCUACUUUAACGACGAGGAUGAUGCGACAUCCAAUGGUAAGAACAAGGUGGCUAUCGAGGUUUCUUUGCUUUCAAACCGGGAUGGCAGAGAGACUAUCGUCGAUCUUACCAGAACGAUGGCUGAUUUAUGCGCUGCAAAUGAACUCAAACUUUCCAAUAUCACGAUGAAACUCGUCGAUAAAGAGCUUACACACCUCGUGGGGCCCGAACCCGACCUUCUACUGUACUUUGGUCCCGCAUUGGACCUCCAAGGUUUCCCACCAUGGCACAUACGUCUCACAGAACUCCACUGGGAAGAAGAUAACGACGAUGUUGUCUACUCGGUAUUUAUAAGAGGUCUACAAAAAUACUCUGCCUGCAAGAUCAAUGUCGGGAAAUAA
Molecule: messenger RNA, 1059 nt
Organism: Torulaspora delbrueckii
Lineage: Eukaryota; Fungi; Ascomycota; Saccharomycetes; Saccharomycetales; Saccharomycetaceae
Gene: NUS1
Product: ditrans,polycis-polyprenyl diphosphate synthase
Exons: 1
Coding region: 1-1059 (352 amino acids)
Cellular component (GO): dehydrodolichyl diphosphate synthase complex; endoplasmic reticulum membrane
Molecular function (GO): ditrans,polycis-polyprenyl diphosphate synthase [(2E,6E)-farnesyl diphosphate specific] activity
Source: RefSeq, a predicted model, not a curated record